AUGGUGAAGGCAGCCGGCCUCAGGAUGCUGGUAGACACUGGCGCCAUGCAUUUGGUAUUCCCUCUGUCAGCUGAGGACCGCAGCUGCGCCCCUGAUGACCAGACUGCCAACAUAGCUGCCAAAGGAGCCCCCAUCUGCACCUAUAGCACCAGGACCCAGAGCAUCACAUUCCUGGGCCGGACCUACACCUGGCCUUUCGUCCUCGCUGAUGUACGAACCCCUCUCCUGGGGGCGGACUUCCUUGACUACCACGGCCUCUUGGUAGGCGUGACCCGCCAACACCUCCUCAACACCAAGACCUGCCUCUCCUGCCCACUCACCACAGGACUGAGGGCGCCCACCAUCUGCUCCAUUCUUCCCCACCACAGGUACGCCUCCCUUCUACAAGAGUUCCCGGACGUCUUCCACCCCGAGCUUCGCCAGGUGGCAGGGGCUGUGCCCAAGCAUGGUGUCUACCACUACAUAGAAACCAAGGGCCCCGGAUGCACGCCAAGUUCCGCUGCCUUCCGCCGAAGCUCCUCCAGGAAGCCAAGACCGCAUUCAAGGUGA
Molecule: messenger RNA, 549 nt
Organism: Macrobrachium nipponense
Lineage: Eukaryota; Metazoa; Arthropoda; Malacostraca; Decapoda; Palaemonidae
Exons: 1
Coding region: 1-549 (182 amino acids)
Biological process (GO): proteolysis
Molecular function (GO): aspartic-type endopeptidase activity
Source: RefSeq, a predicted model, not a curated record